AUGGCGUUCGAGACGGAAACCCGCCCCCUCCCGCCGGACCUGUUCGACACGACGACGAUUGCCUCGCUGCUGUCCACCGUGGCCAUCGUCGCCGCCGCCUACGCCGUCUCGCGCCGGGCCCUCGCGCCGCGCUCCACGCCGCCCGCCCUGCGCUUCCUCUUCAUCUGGCACCUGGCCGACGCGCUGUGCCACUUUGUCCUCGAGGGCAGCUUCCUCUACCACUGCUUCUUCUCCUACCUCGAGCCCCGCCCCGGCUCCGACGCCGCCAGCCUGUUCCCCACGCCCUACAACUUCCUCGGCCACGAGGGCCGCCGCGCCUACGGGCCCCAGGCCGCCCCCGACAACCCCUUUGCCCAGCUGUGGAUGGUCUACGCCCGCGCCGACAGGAGAUGGGCCGGCGCCGACCUGGGCGUCAUCAGCCUCGAGCUCCUCACCGUCUUCUUCGAUGGCCCGCUGGCCUGCUACAUCUGCUACCUCAUUGCCCGCAAGGAUCCCAAGGCGAGCAUCUGGAUGAUUGUGCUGGCCACGUGCGAGCUAUACGGCGGCUUUAUGACGUUUUGCCCCGAAUGGCUCACCGGCAACAUCAACCUCGACGGCAGCAACUUCAUGUACAUGUGGGUGUAUCUCGUCUUCUUCAACAUGCUUUGGGUAUUUAUCCCCCUCUACGCCAUUUGGUACUCGUUCAACGACGUAUCAAGCGCCUUUGCGGUACGAGCCGCCAAGAAAGACCUCUAG
Molecule: messenger RNA, 735 nt
Organism: Hirsutella rhossiliensis
Lineage: Eukaryota; Fungi; Ascomycota; Sordariomycetes; Hypocreales; Ophiocordycipitaceae
Product: emopamil binding protein
Exons: 3
Coding region: 1-735 (244 amino acids)
Biological process (GO): sterol metabolic process
Cellular component (GO): endoplasmic reticulum; membrane
Molecular function (GO): cholestenol delta-isomerase activity
Source: RefSeq, a predicted model, not a curated record